This is a messenger RNA of Athene cunicularia (burrowing owl), 6150 nucleotides long. RefSeq names its product protein phosphatase 1 regulatory subunit 12B (gene PPP1R12B). Bases 46 to 2877 code for a protein of 943 amino acids. The transcript is spliced from 25 exons. Lineage: Eukaryota; Metazoa; Chordata; Aves; Strigiformes; Strigidae. Gene Ontology annotation, molecular function: enzyme inhibitor activity; phosphatase regulator activity; protein kinase binding. Gene Ontology annotation, cellular component: cytoplasm; Z disc; A band. The record is from RefSeq and is a predicted model, not a curated record. Gene Ontology annotation, biological process: signal transduction.
GAUGAAACUACCAUCACCCUGGCCUGUAUAGAUGAGAACCUGGACAUGGUGAAGUUCCUUGUAGAAAAUGGAGCCAAUGUGAACCAGCAAGAUAAUGAGGGCUGGACCCCUCUUCACGCAGUGGCAUCGUGUGGCUAUCUGAACAUAGCAGAGUACUUAAUUAGUCAUGGAGCCAAUGUGGCUGCUGUGAACAGCGAAGGUGAAGUCCCAUCUGACAUCGCAGAGGAGGCAGCCAUGAAGGACCUGCUUCUGGAACAAGUAAAGAAACAAGGUGUAGACCUAGACCUGGCACGAAAAGAAGAGGAGCAGCAAAUGCUACAGGAUGCCCGACAGUGGCUGAACAGUGGGAGAAUUGAAGAUAUAAAGCAGCCUCGAACAGGAGCCACGGCUCUUCAUGUUGCUGCAGCAAAGGGCUAUUCUGAAGUCAUGAGGCUCUUGAUCCAGGCUGGGUUUAAUUUGAACGUCCAGGACAAUGAUGGCUGGACUCCACUCCAUGCUGCUGCGCACUGGGGGGUGAAGGAAGCUUGCUCCAUCCUGGCUGAGGCACUGUGUGAUAUGGACAUCAGGAACAAGCUGGGCCAGACGCCAUUUGACGUGGCUGAUGAGGGACUAGUUGAGCAUUUAGAAAUGCUCCAGAAGAAACAGACUGUGUUGCGAAGUGAGAAGGAGACGAGGAAUAAGCUAAUUGAAGCUGACAUGAACGGCAAGCCUCAAAGUGGACUCUUCACCAACAAAGAGAAGAUUCUUUAUGAGGAAGACACGCUGAAGUCCAUGGAGAUAGAGGAAGAGACCAAGGACUCUAGCAGUUCUAGUUCUGAAGAAGAGGAAGAAGCUGAAGAAGAUGAAGUUUCAGAAUCAGAUGCUGAAAAGGAGUCAGAAAGGAAGGAAGAGCCCUUUGCCAACCACUCCAGCCAUGAAACCAGGCCUAGCACCACUGAGCAAAUACCACCACCCGAGCCCAACUCCUUCACUGCAUCUGCCAGAAGAUUCAGUUGGCUCAGCAAGUCAGACGAGCAGAAGGAUGAGUCACCUUCAUCGUGGCGGCUGGGACUACGGAAGACUGGCAGUCACAACAUGUUGAGUGAAGUCGCUGCUACUCGUGAGGCGCAGAGAGAUAAGACUUCUAUCUACCGCUCUUCAUCAAGUCCUCGGAUAUCUGCGUUAUUAGACAACAAAGAAAAGGAUAAAGACAACAAGAGCUAUCUUGCCACAAUAGCCCCAAGAAGACUAAGCAGUACAAGCGAUAUAGAAGAAAAAGAAAACAGAGAAUCAGCUGUUAACCUAGUGCGCAGCGGCUCUUACACCCGGCAGCCGUGGAGGGAUGAAUCAAAGGGAAACGAAGCUCCCCAUUCUGGUGCACCUACUACCUACGUAUCUACCUACUUGAAAAGUGCUUCAUUUGGUAGAAGUAGUGACCUCAGCAGUCCCUACAUUUCAGCCAGUCGCAAUACAUCUCUAGCUACCUCACCCACUACCAUUGGUUCAUCUACCUCAUUGGGCACCCCGUGGCAACCUGUCUCUUCCUGUCCCACAUCUCUCGGUGCGAACACUACUGCAUCAGCCCGCCAGUAUACCAGAGCCCCUUUCAGGCAACAAACUGAUUCUGCUGUAGAGAAAAGUACAGAGGGCAUCUCUGCUAGCACCCCCCUAGGUGUAAUCACAAAUCGUGCUAUACUCGGCUCUGCUAAUGGUAUUGCGAAUGCUGGUGCUGCCUCAACUACAGGAAAGGACUUCUCAGCUGAGGAAGCCAGGGAGCGCAGAAGGUCAUAUCUGACUCCAGUGCGGGAUGAGGAAGCAGAAUCACUGAGGAAGGCACGAUCCAGGCAGGCCAGGCAGACUCGCAGGUCUACACAGGGUGUGACACUGACAGACCUUCAGGAGGCAGAGAGGACCUUCAGCCGCUCUCGGGCAGAGCGACAAGCUCAGGAACAGCCGAGCGAGAAAGCGGAGAGCACUGAGCCCACUGAGGACAGCAGCGAGAGGCAGGAGACCCGGUCACGGUGGAGCAGAAAUACAGAUGAGGAGAGUGUCUAUCGGCGAUUAAGGUGCCCAGUACAACCAGACAAACCUACAACACCUGUAUCUCCUUCGACGUCAGCACCUCUCCUUUAUACAAGUUCAUACCUGACUCGAACAAAUAAGUAUCUAGGUCUUGACUCUGUGAAUCCAGCAGAUUUCAGAGGUGUGGCCACAGAAAUGGAGAAAAAUGAGUGUGAAGAUCAGGAUUUAGACGACAGAUCUCCAAACAAACAGUCGAUCCGAGAGAGGCGGCGGCCGAAGGAGAGGCGAAGAGGCACUGGCAUAAUUUUCUCCACAAAAGAUAAUGAUGAUGAAGUUGAUGGAAAUGAGGAAGGGAAGGAAACUCGGCAUGAAAGACUUUCCAGGUUGGAAGCAGCUACAAACCCUACCACCAGUGACUCCUCCUACAGCGAUCGUGCCUCCAGCCGCUCCAGUGCCUACACCCGGAGAGAGAACCGGUUAGCUGCCCUCAGCAGCAGAGCAGAAGAGGAGAGUAACAGAGACUAUAAAAAAUUGUAUGAAAGCGCCCUGUCUGAAAAUCAAAAGCUGAAGUCAAAACUGCAAGAAGCCCAGCUUGAGUUGGCCGACAUCAAAUCAAAGUUGGAAAAAGCAGCCCAGCAGAAACAGGAGAAAACUUCUGACCGGUCCAGCAUGCUGGAGAUGGAGAAAAGGGAGAAGCGAGCUCUGGAGCGGAAACUCUCUGAAAUGGAAGAGGAGAUGAAGAAUCUCCACCAGCUCAAACAGAUUCACACUCUGAGGCAGAUGAAUGAGCAACUGCUGGCUGAAAACAGGGCUCUGACCCGGGUCGUAGCCAGGCUUUCUCUGCCUGCCAAGCCCUCCGAAUCAGAGGAGCUGUAGCUGCUUUCCCUCCGGCUCAUCUCGCCUCCCUCUUCCACUCUUCCAGGCAGGUCUCCGCUCCCUUGGCUGGGCUGUUCCCCCUCGCCUCGUUGCUCUUGAGGGUAUCUGAUGAAGCUUGUGGCUCAAAAGCAGCAUGUGGCAAAGGAUUCUCCAGAAACCAAAAGCAUGGUGUUACUGCCCGGCUGAAGCAGGGUUUCUCUGGAAGCUCUGUUCAGUCCUGCUGACUUUUGCUCUGCUUGGCAGAUGAUCCUGAUCUCACCGUUUCACUAACCCGCCACGUUGGGGGCUUGCCUUGUCCUCUGGAUGGGGCCUGUGUCUCCUGUCAUCCAGGAGACGAACAGGAGGGUGGGCUCCUGCCUUCAUGUGGGAACGCAGACUUGGGUGGGGGCCACUGAGGUGGCUACUGAGGAGUGAUGGAUCAGCUGCUUCGCUGUGGCUUAGCACUGACUUUGGAGGAGCUUGUCAGUGCCAACAGGUCAGCCAGCAGCCCCUUCCCCCCCCGCCUUACCUCCGAAUAGGUGUUUGUGCUGUGUCUGCUCAUUAUGCAAUUCUUUUUUUAAUUGGACUUAGUGCAGUGAGAAGCUGGCACCCAGCAGGUAAGAUUAUCCAAAGUCAGAAUGAACAAUAUAAUAAAUUUCUAGGGUUGUUAUGAAAAGAGCACAUUUUAAACACGAAAGUGAUUUUUAGAAAACCUACAACUGGGCAGUCCUCAGCAGGUUUUCUUGGUCACUUGAGCAAAGAGAACAAGCUCUUUCCCUCAUUUUAAACAGAUUUUUGAGUCUGAGUUCACAGACUGCAGCAUCCCCUCUGCCUCCUGCGGUCUGGCUACAAGGCAGGGGAAGCAAUAGGAGCUGGACCAGGUGUGCUUUCUUUUUUCAUCUUCUGUUUUAAAUUCAGUGCAGAGCAAUUAGUUUGAAAUCCAAGGACAAGCCUUCCGUAAGCUUUGCCCUCACACAUCACACAGUUAAAUUACAUCCUUUCUUGCUACUUCAUUGGUUCAGUGCUAAAAUAAAGCUGUAAAUGCUUCUUUCUUAGGGCCCUACCUGUCUUUUGCAGGUUAGUAGGGAUAUUCAGAUCCCUUCAGACAUAGCUAUUUUUUUAAAAAAAGGAAGAAGCAGUAUGCUCUCGUGGGCUGGAAGUGACACUAAGGUAUAAAAAAAAAGAAUCUAUUCUUAGCACACAAAUUAUAUCAAGGAUGAUUAACCGUAGAAACAAACUAACCAGGGGAAUUGUUGCUUCCCCUUUCCAGGAGUCUCAGUUCAAGACCACACGUGUAUCACAGGGUCUGAGAGAGGCGGUGUUUUGUGUUACAUGGCCUGAAUUGUGCAGCUGGUCAGAUGAAAUGAUCUCACCAUCUUUCUGGUUUAAAUCUGUGAAAGUAUUCUGGAACCUGUCACUAACUCAUUCCUUCUCACAAGCAGUGAGGUUAAGUCAUUCUCCAUCCCAGUGUGCUUUGAGAUCUGAGAGGGAAAAUUGAGCAAAACUGUUUCCAGACUCAGAGAAAUAAUGUUUCACAAACUGUAAGUCACUGGUCUCUCUUCUCCUAGGAAACUCCCCCUGCUAACACCCAUCUGCUCUGACAUACCUUGUCCCUCGUGCAGGCUGGCUGAGACAUGAGCGAACUGAUCCUUCCCAGCUUGCUUACAGGUUUGCAACUCACUGCUGGUGUCUGAGCUGGAGAAGAGCCUCGUGUCUGCAAGUUCUGCUGAUUUUUUUUCAACUCUUUUAGUAGGUCUAACACAGGAUGUUGCUGGUACCUGUAAACCUUGUCUCACCAGUGUCUGUAAACAUCACAGCUAUACAGUAAUGUCACUGUUUUAAACUCUGACAGAUUUACCAUGCUCUUGCAGCAGUGGUGCUUUCCAAAGAAUCUAAUUUUCCAAAAUCCACGUAAUUUCUGAAGUGCCCCCUUCUCCAGUGUCACAGGUAAUGCAGAGUACCACUGCUCAGACCAGCCUCUGGCCCAAAACUCACUUUAUGCCGACGCUGCAUCAUGGUCAGCUCUGCUGUCUGCUGCAGGCUGUGCUGCAUCCCUCAUUCCCUCCUUGCCAUUUCCAAUGAGACAUUUAUAAAGCUUCCGUUUUCAGGCACCUGCAUUACCAGCCUGCUUUACGUGCAGUUUGUUUUACUUGACUUGAGUCUGCUUUGCUUCAGAGGGAGGAAUGCCCUUGACCUGGGAGGAAGGAAGUUUUGUAAGGUUGAUUUUUCAGAAAGCUGCACUGGAAACUGAUGUAGUGGGACUACAGCUGGAAAACUUUUCAAGAAGAACUUGCUUUACAUGUACUUAUAUGCUCCUUCCUUUUCAAAUAAAUCACCAAAGUUGCACUGAAGCAUGUGUGUAAAGCAUAGCCACCGUCAGAGCUUCCAGCAAGCUGUAGAACUGGGAUAGUUGUUCUCUGAUGUUGCUUCUGGGAACCUCUUGACAGAUUAUCUCUAUCAAAGCAAGUGGCAGAACUUUGUAUCACUACCUUGCUGCAGUGAUGGACACACUCAAGGCUGCAUGGCCACCCCAAGCAGUGAUGUGGAGGCCAGGGACUGUCCAUCUGCAGCCCCCCAGUAGGUGGUUGGACUGUCACAGGGCGCUGACUGAAGGCACUGUGCUGUGUCGUGGGUGUCAGGUGAAGCUCAGGAGGAAACGGAGGGGUGCAGAGUGAGACAAGCAGCACUCUCCCCAUUCCUCUGGGCUCCUGAGCGCUUUGGUGAUGUGUGAUGCCUCUUAUUUGGCUGCAAGAAAUUGCACAGGGACUCACCACUGCUGUUGUGGAGGCAGCUUGUGCUGGAGAUAUGCCUGCCGCACCAGCACUGUGCCCAGCCACACGCUUUAAGCUGAAUCUCUGGCCAGCCCAUCACAUAGUUUCCCCUUUCCCCAGUAUCCCACCAUGGUUCACUUUCCCCCUCCUCUCUCUCCUGCAAAACCUCCCGUCUGGAGCAUCCAGUGCCAGUGGGGACGGGGUUGGGGGUGCUGGGGCCAGGGGCCAGGCAGGGCUUAGCCUGGCUGUGGGAGGAGGGAGUCACUGCAGCAGGAGCAGCGGGAGCUGGUGUCUGCCCCGGGAGCUGUCUGCUGGGCAUGGGGGGCUGCAGGUGAGAGGAAUGGGCUGGAGGUUGUGGUCAGAGCUGAAACUCCAGCACAGGAGGAAGGAGGAGGUUCAGUGGGGAUUCUGAAUCUGGGGGAAUUCCUGAAAGAUCGACCUUGCAGAGAGAAGUUACCACUGCUGUUUGUGCCUGCUGUUAGCUGGCUGAACAGGAGCCAGCAGUGUGCCCAGGGGGCCAAGA